Messenger RNA from Aureococcus anophagefferens, 2872 nucleotides. RefSeq lists its product as hypothetical. Gene Ontology annotation, cellular component: cytoplasm; cytosol. The record is from RefSeq and is a predicted model, not a curated record. The transcript has 4 exons. Bases 1 to 2859 code for a protein of 952 amino acids. NCBI's taxonomy places the organism in Eukaryota, Pelagophyceae, Pelagomonadales, Pelagomonadaceae. Gene Ontology annotation, molecular function: phosphatase activity.
AUGGUCCUGCUCCAGCGGCGCGCCAUGCUCCGGACCAUGUCGUCGCUGCUCCUCGACGGCGGCGGCCUGGCGACGGGCGCGGCCCUCGAGUCCACGCGGUACGUGCUCUUCGUGCGCCACGCCGAGUCCGAGCACAACGUCGCGGAGCGGACGCACGACUGGCGGCGGCUCCUGCUCCAGCGGGACCACGGCAUCACGCCGGCGGGCUGGGGCCAGUGCGCCGCGCUGCGGUGCUCCAUCGCGGACGAGCUCCGCGACGACGCGAGCGUCUGGGCGCGGCGAGACCUCCGCGUCUACGCGUCGCCGCUCACCCGCGCGGCGCAGACCGCGCUCCUCUCGCUCCGCGACGUGCCCGCGCUCGCGCGCGGCGGCCUCACGCUCGUGCCCGAGGCGCGCGAGCUCGGCGCCGGGCCCGUCUACGGCCGCGACUGCCUCGGCGAGGCCGUCGGCGGCGCGGGCAUCCGGGACCGGCUCCUCGCGGCCGCGGCGACGGCCGCGGGCGCGGACCGCGACGCCUUCGCGGCGCUCGUCGACGCCACGCCCCUCGACGCGUCGCGCUGCGGCGGCAAGUGGUGGUCCAGCUUCGAGCCCCACGCGCUCGCGCGGCCGCGCGUCGCCGCGCUCCUCUCCGAGCUCGCGGCCGGCGACGGGCCCGCGGUCCUCGUCUGCCACAGCCUCCUGCUGCGGGCCAUCUUCCGGGACCACGGCGCCGACGACGCGACGCGGGACCUCGCCGACGGCUUCGUGCCCAACUGCGGCGUCGCGUCCGUCGAGCCGUCGUUCCAGCCGUCCUACGCGCGCACGAUGGACGACGGGUCCAUCGACGUGCCGGCCUUGGCCAAGGGCCUGAACCUCGUCGUCGGCGCGCUCAUCGCCAUCUGCGCCGUCGUCUUCAUGGCGUCGAACGGGUCCUACCUCGCCGUCGUCGUCGGCCUCGAGACCAUCGUCUUCGCCGCGCUGCUCCUCAUCGUCGAGCUCCAGGCGGACCCGGCGCUCGCCACCGUCCGACAGGUCGCGCCGUUCGCCAACACGCCGCGCGGCGAGGUGCUCGUGUCCGUGCUCACGGGCCUCUUCCUCUUCGGCAUGGGCGCCUUCGGCAUCGCCAUGGGCGUCAUCCUCUUCGCCGCCGUCGGCCUCAACGCCUACGUCUUCGUCGCGCACCCGGAGGCCGUCGCGGACCGCCAGGACCCGAUCCCGCAGACGGACCAGUACAGCGACCCGAGCACGCUGUCGAACCCGCUCUACCCCGACGGCUCCGAGCCCUACCAGCCGUCGACCCAGCCGAGCACGGCGGACCUGUCCGACACGAAGAGCUGCGUCGCGAUCCAGGCACCGCCGGCACCAACGUUUGCCAUGGCCAUACCGUCGGAAACCGCCGAGCGGCUCAUCGCGCUGACCAUCUUCUGGAUGGUGACGCAGGAGGCGGACAUCCGCAUGUGGAUCCUCGACGAGGCGCGCAAGCGCGGCGAGACGUUCAAGCGCGAGUUCAUGGUCGACCGGUCCCUCGACGGCUGUCGACUCCUGCCCUUUCCGAGCGUGCCGUGGACGACGCUGCCGCCGCGGCUCGCGCUGCGGUGGGCGACGGAGCCGAAGGUCCGCUGGGCGCUGCACCGCCUCGGCCUCAUCGCCGGCGUCGUCGCCGCGGCGUCGACGGCGUGUCGACCCGUCGCGUCCGCCGCGUUCCUCGCGCUCGCCGCGGCCGAGAUCUACUGCGUCUUCGCGCUGUUCCGACCGCACAUGCAUUUCGCGCCGCUGCUCUAUCUCGUCGCGGCCCAGCUCGUGGACCGGCGGGCGCGGUUCCGGAGCCUCGUCCUGCUGGUCGUCGUCUCGCAGUCGUACGCGUCCGCUGGCUGGUGGCGCCUGGGCCACUUCCUGGCCGUCGAGGGCUUCGAGGUCGACGCGGGCACCUUCGGUAAAGCGUUCCGCCACUUCCUCGAGGUCUUCCAGGCGGGCUGCCCCUACCGAGCGGGCAACGCGCGGCUGCUGCGCGAAAGCGACGCGGCCCUCGGCCGCGCCUACGUCGCCGCGACGGUCCUCGAGGCGGCGCUCCUGCCCCUGGUCUGCGCGUCGGAGCUCGCGGUCCUCGCGCUGCCGGGAGGCGCGGCGCUCCGGGGCUCCCAGAUGGCGCUCCGGCGCUGCGCGGCCGCGGCCGUCGCCGGCUUCCACCUGUCGAACGUCCUCCUCCUCGGCAUCUGGUUCGGCACGCAGAAUCUCACCGUGGCCUGCGUCCUGUGCUUCUACGGCGAGGCGCCGGACGCCGCGCCGCGCCCCGCGGCGCACGCGGCGGGGCUCGCCGUCGCGCUCUUCGCCGCCGCCGCCGCGGUCGCGCGGGCGGACCGGUUCCCGCGCAACGGCGCGCCGCUCUUCCCGUUCCCCGCGGCCCAGGCGCGGCUCCUCGCCGCGGACUGGCGGCUCGCCGACGGCGCGACGCUCCGCGCGCUCAUGCUCCCGCGGCACCUCGCGCAGGCCGGCGUGGAGCUGACGGCGAAGGAGCUCUCCGCGGCGAACUACGUGCGGACGGUCUGCGGCGCGAGCAACCCGAACAUGCCCGCCUGCGUGCUCCCCGAGCGCGCGCCGCGCGCGUUCGUCGACGCCGCCUACGCGCUCGCGCGCCGCCACGAGCUCCUCGACGGCGACGGCGCGACGGGCUGGGGCGCCCGCGCGGCCGCGGGCUACCCGGGCGUCGCGGACCUCGUCCUCCGGCGACUCCGCGGCGAAUUCCGCGCGUGCCGCGCGGCCUUCGCGGCGGCGCGGCCCUUCUACGACGUCGUGUCGGGGACCGACGACCUCGUCCUCGUCCUCGCCAAGACCGCGCCCACGGCCGACGGCCGCGCGCGCGUCGUCGCCCUCGAAGACUAAUGCGGUGAGCCUG